Molecule: messenger RNA, 1315 nt
Organism: Xyrauchen texanus (razorback sucker)
Lineage: Eukaryota; Metazoa; Chordata; Actinopteri; Cypriniformes; Catostomidae
Gene: g6pc1b
Product: glucose-6-phosphatase catalytic subunit 1b
Exons: 5
Coding region: 254-1315 (353 amino acids)
Biological process (GO): gluconeogenesis; glucose 6-phosphate metabolic process
Cellular component (GO): membrane
Molecular function (GO): glucose-6-phosphatase activity
Source: RefSeq, a predicted model, not a curated record
UGGUGCCCAAUGACCAGGCAACUGCGUGGAUGAAUAAAAGGAGCAGGCUGAGUUUGUGAAGGUUGUCCCGAGACUGAGAGACUGGAUUCAAGACAUCAUAAUACUAUUUGUCGAACUUGGGAAUGAGAUGACAAGAUUUUUCAACCUGAGACUUGUGCCUGCUAUAAUUGACAACAUUAAAGACUAAGAACAUAAAUGAGGAUUUGUACUGUCCCUGUUAAGAUUGUUGUUUUACAACAAACCUAAAGUAGUAAUGGAAGUCCUGUAUGGUUAUGGGAUAAGCAGUACGUUGUAUCUGCAGAUGCAAUAUGGGUACGCCCAAAGCUGGUUUGCAUUUGUGUCCACGGUGGCAGACCUACGUACAACGUUUUUAUUCUUUUUUCCCAUUUGGUUCCACCUACAAUCAGCAGUAGGAGUGAAGCUGAUCUGGGUUGCUGUUGUGGGAGACUGGCUCAACUUAAUCCUCAAGUGGCUGAUGUUCGGACAGCGUCCUUAUUGGUGGGUUAGAGAAACUGUUUAUUAUGGCAACUCGACUGUGCCACAAAUCAAACAGUUCCCUAUGACCUGUGAGACUGGCCCUGGUAGCCCCUCUGGUCAUGCAAUGGGAGCUGCAGGGGUUUCUUACGCCAUGGUCACGUCACUGUUGCCGAUUUUGCAGGGCAGUGACCCUGUUAAAAGCUGGUGCUUGCAGGGUUUUCUUUGGACUCUGUUUUGGGGUGUGCAGGUGUGUGUCAGUCUUUCUCGCAUCUUCAUUGCAGCUCAUUUCCCACAUCAAGUCAUUGCUGGAGUUGUUACAGGAAUUGCAGUGGCUAAGGCUUUUAAUAGCGUUUCCUGGAUCUACUCAGCAAGCUUGAAGGGUUAUGUGCAUACCAUCCUCUGUCUUCUCUUUGUUGUCCUUGGCCUUUAUGCCCUGUUGGAUGCUGCCUCAAUAGACCCAUACUGGAGCCUAAUCAAGGCACAGAAGUGGUGCAUUAAGUCUGAAUGGGUCCAUCUAGACACUACACCGUUUGCUGGCCUCUUGCGCAACACCGGGGCCCUGUUUGGCCUUGGGCUGAGUCUUAAUUUGCCUAUUCAGGGUGACAUGGAAAAAAAUAUGAGCUGGGCAAAUAAUGCCAUUUACAGACUGACCUGUACAGCAGCAACACUGCCACUCCUGAGCCUCUUAGACUCAUUUAGACCACCAACAAGCACUCAAGCUCUCUUCUACUUGCUGUCUUUCAGUAAGAGUGCCACAGUACCUCUGACCACAAUCAGUUUUGUGCCUUACUGCAUAAGAACAUUUGUGAAUGUAUACCAAAGAAUAAAAGUGCAGUAA